This is a messenger RNA of Asterias rubens (European starfish), 1701 nucleotides long. Its product is annotated as histamine N-methyltransferase-like. The record is from RefSeq and is a predicted model, not a curated record. The transcript is spliced from 4 exons. Lineage: Eukaryota; Metazoa; Echinodermata; Asteroidea; Forcipulatida; Asteriidae. The coding region runs from base 1 to 1311 and encodes 436 amino acids.
AUGAUGUACAAACCAGUGGAACCAUUGGUUGUACUUCAAUCUAGUGGCACCUCGUUUGCCGUACGCGAUCCGUGCUUACCGGGUCCCGACGUCCGAUCUCGAUCGGUCAGCGAUACCGUGUGUCCGACGUUUUUGACCCCUCGGCCUAAGGUUCGUCCACGCUCGUCUACUGCGUGCAGCGACCCAUACUUAAUACAACAUCAACAGUUUAAGCAAACUAUCAACAUACUUCCAUCUCAAAGUUCUCAGAAGCCAAACUAUGUGACUCAAUGUCACCCGGAUCAGACCAUCAAUGGAAGAGAGCCGGCAACAGACCUCUGUCAGCACCAAGAGUCGUCCUGCGGCAACUCACAGGCUGCCGAAGACGAGCCCGGGUGCUACCCGUGGCUGUACGAUAACUCGGCAAGGUACAUGGCAUGCCUUGAUGAGUUCCAACGGUUCUCUGAUGAGUGGCAGGGCGUCCAAGGGUGGAUAGGCGACAACCUUGCCACACUGGUGGAUCUUCAAAACCUGGGUUAUGAGAAUGAUGAAAUGUUAGCGAGGAAGAUCGAAUGUGGCCAGUCCUCGGACUGGCACCCAGAGGUAUACAAGAUGCUUGGGGUUGGCAGUGGAUCAGGUGAAGUCGAUGCGGCCAUUCUACGGGUGUUACUACCGCGGCAUCCACGUGUCUUGACCACGGUGGUAGAGCCAGACCCGUCACAGAUGAGACUGUACCGUCAACUCAUGGUGGAAAACGAUCUCUCCGGAGGAGUCGAGUUUGCCUAUCAUCAGAAGACAUCGUCACAGUUUAUCACGGAGAGUAUCCAUAAUAUGACCUUUGACCUGAUCCAUAUGGUCCAUGUGCUUUAUCACAUCAAUCUGGUGGAGUUAGAGAACACCUUCAUGAAAUACUAUCAGAGUCUGAGUCCAGGGGGACUCAUGUUCAUCACGUAUGAAUCAGAUAAAAGUAGUCUCGCCAGGAUCCGUGGUGCCCUGCAACCGUUCAAGCCAGGGAUGUUGCCUUACAUGUCCGUCCGUGAUAUAGAAAAGGAACUUUGCAAAGGGGUACCAACCUACGAGCGGUACAACAUCAAAGGCGUCCUUGACGUCACAGCGUGCCUACGUCACGGCCGCUCAUCAGCCAAUGGAGACUGCCUGUGGGACUUCAUCACGCGCGUUGUGGACUUCCGUAUCAAUGCGCCCAAGAAAAUAGUGCAGAAAACCGCGAAGAUGCUGCAGCACUUCUCGUGGAGAGAGGACGGCGGAAGGAUAAUGACCAACACUGACACGGCCGUGAUUGUUGUGACCAAACACAACCCAGGGAUACCAUGAUGAUGCCAUGCGCAACAGGAAAAACACGGCACUGGAAAGUUUCUGGCGUUCGAUGAACGCCUUUUGCCUCCGUCCAAAAACAUGCUCAGGCAGGGUGUGGCAGUUUAUGACUAGCACUCUACAUGAAUUAAAUUGGUAUGGAAUGCAUUUGCCAAUGUGAUCAUCGUUUGAAUUGACAAUUUCACUUACCAUAGCCUACUUGUUUUCAAUCGGCUGCACAAAAUAUUUAAUAGGUUUAAGCAAACGACCAUCACAGGGCCUAGUUUCAUAAAACUAAUCAUACAGAGAAGGAUACUGUUGGCAAUUGUCUUUGCUGGGCAAAAUACGAGUUUAAAACCACUGGCAAAAAUGUACGAAUUUAUGCCUGGAAGCCUGUUUCAGUUCAGCAAA